CUUAUUCCUACUGAUGAUUUUUGUGUGCCAGCUGGAAGAGAGACAAAGCUCAAGUUUGAUCGAGUUCUUUGUGACGUUCCUUGCUCUGGAGAUGGAACUCUUCGGAAAAAUGCAGAUGUGUGGCAGAAAUGGAACAUUUCCAAUGGAAAUAAUCUUCAUGGACUCCAAGUGAGAAUAGCCCGAAGAGGCCUUGAGAUGCUUGCAGUUGGUGGCUGUCUGGUAUACUCUACAUGCUCUCUCAACCCUGUUGAAGAUGAAGCUGUGAUUCAUCGCUUACUGGUAGAAAGCCAAGGAAAGGUUGAAUUGGUAGAGGUCUCGGAUAGGCUGCCUGGGCUUCGUUUCUGUCGGGGCGUGAAAACCUGGAAGGUGAUGAACAAGAAACUGGUCUGCUUUUCCUCUCCAGAAGAUGUUCCAUUUGAACAUCAAUCACAAAUUAGG
Darwinula stevensoni is the source of this 438-nucleotide messenger RNA. NCBI's taxonomy places the organism in Eukaryota, Metazoa, Arthropoda, Ostracoda, Podocopida, Darwinulidae. The record is from the annotation of a GenBank genome assembly.